UGAUAGCAUCGAUAGCAUCAUUGUGAAUAAGAAGAAGAAGUGCAAAGUAUAAAAGCGAAGAGUGAAGUUCACAAGAAAAUUGAAUAUUAGUGAUUUUAAGGGGAAAAUGGACAUCAAGCAGGAGCCAGUCGAUGAUUUGGACUUAUCAAUAGUCAAAGAAGAGUUUACCAUAGAGGAGAUAGAACCAGAAGAUAAUUAUGAACAUUAUGACACGGACUUCAUAAUUCCAGAGGAUAAUAAAGAGAUGGUACAGAUGAAAAUUGAACAAACAAACAAUAGUUAUGAUUAUGAAAGGAUCACAAAUAAUGAAACAAAAAUUAAGAAAAAGAUCUUUUCCAAAAUGGGAAGACCGAGAAAAUCAGAGUACAAAUGUUCAAUUUGUGGAAAGACAUUUGAAAAGUCAAGAAAUCUUAGUCAGCACGUAAAGACUCAUUCUGAUGCAAAAGCAUAUGAAUGCACCCAAUGCUCAAAGUCAUUUACAGUAAGAAAGUACCUUAGUAAACACAUUAAAAGAGCCCAUAAAGAACAACCACCGGCAACAUGCAAGAUUUGCGAUAAAACCUUCAAGAAUGGCAUAUACCUCAAGAGUCACCUGUACAGACAUAGAAGUUACGUUAAGAAACGAUGUCAUCAAUGUGAGAUUUGCUGCAAAAGGUACAGCAGUGAGGCAGAAAAACUACAUCACAUCAAUAAAGUUCACGAAACGAAAAAGUUUAAAGAGUCAAAUCCGAUUUCUUACAUUUGUGCUGACUGCGGUAGGAUCUACCAGAGGAAGGGUUGCUACAAAACUCACUUGCUAACUCACAGUGAUAUUACUUAUACCUGCGCUCUAUGCACAAGAGAAUUCAAAAGCAAAGAUCUUCUUGAAAAACAUUUGAACGAUCACAUCAAAAAGAAACUUCACAUUUGCAAAUUUUGCAAUUUAUCAUUCUCUUCGGCGCCUUACUUUGAAAGGCACGUAGCCAAACAUACCAGAGAAAAAGGACCUGUGCAAUGCCUCUACUGCGACUUGAUAUUUUUGGGUACAGAAUCCCGAUACGUCCAUAUUAAGGGACUUCAUCUGGGUUUACCCACGAAAGCUGUCAAAGAAGAUGUCCCAGUUGCCUGCUUAAUUUGUAAAAUUGUAUUUGACAACUUGGAAAAACUAAAGGAACAUGCACAAGAAGCUCAUCAGGGGCGCUAUGAAUGUUCCUUUUGUGAUGAAAAAUUUCCUAUGAAGCAAUAUGUCUAUAAGCACAUCAUGGAGAAACAUGAAGGGAAAAAGUCUAACUAUACCAUCAACAGGCCAGGUCGUCCUAAUAUGCGCUACACAUGUCCGCACUGUGACCAAACUUUCACAAACAUUAGUGUGUAUAAAGAUCAUCAGGCCUACCACUCAGAAGGUAGACCGUACGUCUGUGCCCAUUGUCCCAAGUCAUUUAAAGUUAAAACUGCCCUAAAUAUGCAUAUGCAAGCACAUAUACUUGUAGCAAACUAUGAGUGCCAAGAAUGUGGAGAGAAAUUCAAAAUGAAAUGCCAUUUUCUUAAUCAUCAACGGAAACAUGGGAUUAUGGAGAGAGAUCUUGAUUGUGUAUAUUGCAAACAGACUUUCAAUGACAGAGACCUUCUCACUAAACACGUGAAACUACAUCACAAUGAUAUGACUGUGAAGCCUACAACUAGUUCAGCUGCAAUAAAACUUGAAGCGGAUCUUGCAGAAGACAUACCAGAUUUACUUCCCCCUGAUUUUACCGAGGAUUCUCACAAUGAAUAAAAUAAAAAUUUACUUAUAGUGGUAUAUGAAAUAACUGCGUAUUUAUAAUUUUAAAAGUGUUAUAAAAGAGAAUAAAUGUAAUAUUAAUGUAUUAAAAAGAAAAUCAGCAUAAAUAGCCCAUAGAAA
Molecule: messenger RNA, 1879 nt
Organism: Phlebotomus papatasi
Lineage: Eukaryota; Metazoa; Arthropoda; Insecta; Diptera; Psychodidae
Product: zinc finger protein 878-like
Exons: 4
Coding region: 107-1753 (548 amino acids)
Source: RefSeq, a predicted model, not a curated record